Messenger RNA from Medicago truncatula (barrel medic), 694 nucleotides. Its product is annotated as DNA-directed RNA polymerases II, IV and V subunit 6A. The transcript has 6 exons. Bases 79 to 513 code for a protein of 144 amino acids. Gene Ontology annotation, molecular function: DNA binding. Gene Ontology annotation, biological process: transcription by RNA polymerase I; transcription by RNA polymerase II; tRNA transcription by RNA polymerase III. NCBI's taxonomy places the organism in Eukaryota, Viridiplantae, Streptophyta, Magnoliopsida, Fabales, Fabaceae. Gene Ontology annotation, cellular component: RNA polymerase II, core complex; nucleus; RNA polymerase III complex. The record is from RefSeq and is a predicted model, not a curated record.
UCUUCCUCUAAGGAAAGGGUUUAAGAAAUUGGACACAAACAAACAAGCAGAGCUUCAGCGUAAGGGUUUCUCAUCACAAUGGCCGACGAUGACUACAAUGACUUGGACAUCGGAUACGAAGAUGAGCCACCAGAGCCUGGGAUUGAAGAAGGUGCAGAGGUGGAUGCAGAUGACAACGACAACAAUGAUGAGAUGGCUGGAGAGCCUAUUGAAACCGAGGAAAAGGAACAAGAAGAGCCAACAGAAAGGCCUCGAAAGACAUCGAAAUAUAUGACCAAGUAUGAGCGUGCACGGAUUUUGGGUACCCGUGCUCUUCAAAUCAGUAUGAAUGCACCUGUCAUGGUUGAGUUGGAAGGGGAGACUGACCCGCUUGAGAUUGCCAUGAAAGAGCUUCGAGAGAAAAAGAUACCCUUUACCAUCCGUCGUUAUUUGCCUGAUGGAAGCUAUGAAGACUGGGGAGUUGAUGAAUUGAUUGUGGAAGACUCAUGGAAGAGGCAAGUUGGUGGUGAUUGAUGGCUGAAACUAGAACUGACAAGAUUAGUCUGACGUUUAAAUACACUAAUCAUAAACUUGACUUGUAGUGUGGCACUAAUUUUGGAUGUCUAUGUAUCUUUGAUGCUUAUACUUUGAUGUUUGUACACUAUCAUAACCUCUGAUUAUCGCGUGGUACUAAUUUUUCGAUGUUUGUACACUA